CUUCCUACGAGCAGUUCUCGUACCUCUACAGCAUCACCAAGUCGAAGAGUGCCGACCAUGGUGGCUGGGUUCAGGCGAACUGCCUGAAGGCUUCCGAGCGGGGUCAUUUCAUCAGCUCGGUGCCAACUUCCCAGAAGUCGUGGAGGAAUCGGCGGGUGCUACUCUCCGGCGAUUGGGAAUCGCCAUCGGGAGUGUCUCCGCGGUUCCCGGUGCCCACGACGUUCCAAACAACCGGUAGGUUCCCGAGUUACCGAUCGGUAGGCUUUUAGGAUUGUAAUUCUUUCCUUAUUAUUCUUUUACUAAUCCUUUCUUUGACAGGGAAACUCAAGCAGCCGACUCCGGCCCAAGGUGAGAUUCGGCAGAUCGAAAGGGUGAGGCUAAAGGUUUCUGCCGCCGAACGAGUCUACCCGCGGUUCCUCUUCACCAGCAAUCUGAUCAAAGCCGGACUUGUCGACCCUGCCGAGAUGACGGACGCAAGGAAGGCUGCCGAGGCCAAGAAAAUGAAUGAGUCCUCCAGAAGGCGCCUCCUAAUGGGGCUGGAGAAGAAGAAAAGGCAGCCCGCGACAGCUCCGGUUCGGCAGGCACUUGAUCCCGAGGACGUGACCCUCAGGGAGCGCCUCCAACAGCUGGGCGCCGAGCCAGUGGCGUGGCCAACUGCCGAUGCUCAUGCACCGAGGCAGUCAGGUGCCGAAGCCACUGCCUCAAGAGCAGCCGGGAAACGGCCGGUGACGGUGGACUUGGAAGCUUCGCCCGCUUCCAAACGGAGCCGCCCGUCGGAGGCUUCUAGGGCCGUCUUUGCGGCGGAGGACGAGGACGGGCCUACCGAGGCUGUCACCAUCGCCUGCCCUUCGAAGACGGUGCAGUUCGUCAACCAUAUGAUCCUCGGAUCACAAAUGGAACUACCGAAAGUUGACGAACUGCCGAAGAAACUUCUUCGGGAGCAAGCGGGACGCGCCUUCCGACUGCAGGCAGCGGCGUCCAUGGAGAUGUGGCUCUGCGUCAAGCGAGCCAUCUCCGCUGCCGAACGGCGAAGAAGGCCUAUGACGACGGCAGGGCUAAAGUCGCCGAAGCGGGCAAAGCUAUCCAGGACCACGCCCAUCUUUUGAAGGAGAAAGAGGCUGCCGAACGGCGUGCUCUCGCUGCGGAGGCGAUGGUGGGCGAGAUGCGGACGGCUCUGGAGGCAGCGCGGGCGGCAGCGCGUGAUGCCGAGGCCGUUUCGGAGGCGGUUCAGGAUGCCAUGCAGGAGUCCGAGCGGACCAAGGCUGCGGAAGUUGAGGCUGCCGUUCAAGCGGCAAUCCAGGGAUACCGUUCUUCCGAGGAGUUCACUACCCUACUGGACGGGGAAGUUGGCUCCGAGAUGGCGGACAUGUUGUACCGAUUCAAACGGUACAACCCUGGCCAGAAGCUGAACCUCAACUUCGCUGCCGAUCCUCCUCCCCUUCCAGAGGGAAUUACAGAAGAGAUGAUCGAGGACUACGAAGGGGAGGAUGCCGCCGGGGGCUCCGGUAUUGCCGAGGCCGCUGCUGGGGACGAAGCCGCCGCCUGAAGGCGUUUUUAUCGUUGUACUUAGUUAGCACUUGUUUUUAUUUAUAUUCUGAAC
Messenger RNA from Prunus dulcis (almond), 1600 nucleotides. RefSeq lists its product as uncharacterized. The record is from RefSeq and is a predicted model, not a curated record. The coding region runs from base 465 to 1106 and encodes 213 amino acids. The transcript has 3 exons. NCBI's taxonomy places the organism in Eukaryota, Viridiplantae, Streptophyta, Magnoliopsida, Rosales, Rosaceae.